AGGGGUGCGGAGACCGGGCACGUCCUGAGCAACAGCCAGGAGCUGGACAGUGGGGUGGGCAGGACGGACGACAGCGCCCGCAACGACGAGAGCUCCGAGCACGACCUCCUGGCCGACGAGCCGCUAACCCCCGCCCCUGGCGCUACCACCUCGUCCUCCCUCGCCCGGCGCCACCCUCGCCCGAGCGCCGACGCGCCCGCGCUUGACGAAUCCCUGCCGGGGCUGACCCAGGCUGAGAGCCGGCGCUACCGGGAGCUGGUGGAGCUCCGGCGCCGCCUGGAGGCUGGGGCGCGCCAUGCCCCCUCCGGGGGGCGCCGGUGCCAGGGGUCCCUGGCCCCCGCCCUGCGGGAGGAGAUGGGGCACCUGGAGUUCAAGUCCCGCAGUGGCGCCCGGGCACAGAAGAUGCGGCAGCUCCGCGCCCGGUGCAUGGCGGCCUGGCUGGCGGGCGAGGGGCGCCCCCUGGAGGCUGAGCCGCCCUCCCCGCCGACCCCCCCCGGGGCGGGCGACCCCCCGCCCCGCGGCCUGUGCGACAUCACGGAGCUGCCGGAACGCCCCGAGCCCACCACGCCCACCACCACCACCACCACCAGCGCCUACAACACCGGCGAGAGCUGCCGCAGCACCCCUCCCCUGGGCGAGCGCCCGCCCCCGGGCCUUGGCACGGCAAGCCCCCCCACCUCCCGCAGCCUCCCCCGCCAGGGGGCGCCGGGCCAGCGGCGCCCGGAGGGCCAGAGGGCUCGUCGGGCGCCGGCCGGCAGUCCGCGCUGCUUCACCGGGCUGGAGCAGCCAGCCGUCCGGCCCGAGGUGUCGUUGCCGCCCGUUGCUGGGCACGCCGAGGGGCCCAGGGGGGACUGGAAGGGGCGGGGCAGGGCCGAGGGUGCCCGCCCGCCCGCCAAGCGCCCGGUGAGGGACCGCCUCCUCAAGGCCCGCGCCCUCAAGAUCCGCGAGGAGCGGGCAGGCAUGACCACGGACGACGACGCGGCAAGCGAGAUGAAGAUGGGCCGCUACUGGAGCAAGGGGGAGCGCAAGCAGCACUUGGCGCGGGCAAGGGAGCAUCGGCGACGGCGGGAGCUGAUGAUGCAGAGCCGCCUGGACUGGCUGAGGGGGUCCACCGGCGAGCACCAGGGCGGCGAGGGGGCGCCGCGCCCUGGGGCGGGGGGCGGCGCCGAGCUCAGCGUGGUCGCCCUGGGCCACAGGAAGAGCCUGCGCAAGCGCAGCCGUCGGAUCCUGGACAACUGGAUCACCAUCCAGGAGAUGCUGGCGUACGGUACCCGGGCACCGGACGGGCGAAGGGUCUACAACCCCCUCCUGUCCGUCACCACCGUCUGAGCAGGCCCCCCCCCCCCCCCUCGCGGCAGGGUCUGGGGGCAGGUACUGGGGACGCGCCAGGGGCCUCUCACC
This is a messenger RNA of Chiloscyllium plagiosum (whitespotted bambooshark), 1401 nucleotides long. The record is from RefSeq and is a predicted model, not a curated record. NCBI's taxonomy places the organism in Eukaryota, Metazoa, Chordata, Chondrichthyes, Orectolobiformes, Hemiscylliidae.